UAUACAGGACCAGGCUAGUUGCUACGAAGCUGUCUAAUGACUUCGAUGAGUACGUCAUGACCAUCGAGCAGAUCAUCAAGUCAGGCUCAGAUGAGGUGCAGGUCGGGCAGGAACGCACGUUCAUCAGCCACAUCAAGUGUAGGCAAUCCCUGAAGCUGCAGAACAAGAAGCAGUACCUCCUGUGGGGCCUGUCCUCUGACCUCUGGGGAGAGAAGCCCAACACCAGCUACAUCAUUGGGAAGGAUACUUGGGUGGAGCUCUGGCCCGAGGCUGAAGAAUGCCAGGAUGAGGAGAACCAGAAACAGUGUGAGAACCUCGGUGCGUUCACAGAGACCAUGGUGGUCUUCGGCUGCCCCAACUGACCACAGCCCAGCCCUCCAAUAAAGCUUCAGUUAUAUUUCACUCUC
Molecule: messenger RNA, 407 nt
Organism: Microtus ochrogaster (prairie vole)
Lineage: Eukaryota; Metazoa; Chordata; Mammalia; Rodentia; Cricetidae
Product: complement C3-like
Exons: 3
Biological process (GO): inflammatory response; complement activation
Cellular component (GO): extracellular region
Molecular function (GO): protein binding; endopeptidase inhibitor activity
Source: RefSeq, a predicted model, not a curated record